GAGCCUCUAAUGUGUUUCCUUUGCCGAUAGUUCCCUUCCUUCUUCAAGUCUCUGCACUCCUGAUCUUGUCGUAUUUCCUAGCAAGCUGCAUUUUCUUCUCCCUCAAAUCAAAGUCUGCUGUACAGUGCCUAAGGGUACCAGAUUAUCAUCACCGUCUAUGUCCUGGCGUCACAGUCGCCGGCUUGCAUUAUCUGAUCGGUGGUGGAUCAUUCGGAAUGCUAGAUGGGCCAUAUCUAUAUCGUAUCGUGUAAACUAUGCCCUAAAUCUGCCUAACAUACUUCGGGAACUCAGACGCCUACGGAUUAGGAAUCCGACUCAGCAUCUACCUGCAAUGGCAACCUCAAGUCAUCAACAAGUCAUCUUCCUAAUCUCGAUAUUCGUUGCAGCGAUCGUGCUUCCUACGGCUGGAGACCCCAAGCACCCCGCCGUCGAUAUCAUCAUCCUGGAACAAAUUUUCUUCGGUUCAACCUACACGGUCUUCGUCGAUAGUCACAUCAUCGACAACUUGGAGAGGACCUAUAGUUUCUGGGGCACCUUAUUCAAAUCGGCAAUUCCGGCUGGAAUGAUAGCACUUUCGAUGUGGUUCUGAAUCCACGGCUUGGAUGAGCUUGAACCGACGUGUGGCGGCACCAUAGGAUUUCUGUUUGCGCCUGUUGAUGUGAUGGGCGGAGCCAGAGUGGCUUUCACUAUAUGUUCUCUGUCAAACUUUCUAAACUGGUUGGCCGCUCUCGGUAAUGUAAUCUAUGGUCGGAUCCUUCAUUUCGGGAGGGUUUUCGAUGUCCUCGUCGGAAAACAAAGAGCUCACAUCAACGACGUUCCUGAACAAGCAGGGGCACUAACUCGUAUAUGGGAG
Hyaloscypha bicolor E is the source of this 853-nucleotide messenger RNA. RefSeq lists its product as uncharacterized. Bases 158 to 589 code for a protein of 143 amino acids. NCBI's taxonomy places the organism in Eukaryota, Fungi, Ascomycota, Leotiomycetes, Helotiales, Hyaloscyphaceae. The record is from RefSeq and is a predicted model, not a curated record. The transcript has 2 exons.